AUGUCACAAUCCCCCUUGGAAGAACAAUUAGAGGAGUUGGCUGGUGAGUUGGCCAAUGAGGUUUCUUUCUAUGAAGACAACAGCGAAGCCGAUGAUUCAGGCGAAUCUAUUCUUGUCCAACAAUCCACACCAAAUAGAGGACAAUUUCCUCUGAAUUUUAAGAACAUCCUUCUGUGUCUAGUUAAGAAGAAUAAUGAAAACGAGCCUUUGUUGCCUUUUCAUAGACCAGCAUCAAACAUUUCCCACCCAACCUCUGAAUCAACAUUACGCCCAGAAGUCGAUACAUACGUAAGUACACUCCUUACAUUUUUUUGGGAUUCCGUGUUGACUGACACGAUCAGAGCUUGGUUUUUAGAUCAUCAAAUCAUCUUGUCGAUGAUUCUUACUGUUGUAAUAUUUGGUAUCACGAUUUUUUUGUUCGUCACCAACCAUCUUCUGUUGGUAAUGUUGAUGCUAAAUUUUAUUUACUGCAAAAUUGUUGCUCUUUUCGAAUUCGGACCACCAUGGGAAGGAGUUUGCAGUAAUACUUCAUGA
Yamadazyma jaroonii is the source of this 534-nucleotide messenger RNA. The record is from the annotation of a GenBank genome assembly. Lineage: Eukaryota; Fungi; Ascomycota; Pichiomycetes; Serinales; Debaryomycetaceae.